Messenger RNA from Enterobius vermicularis (human pinworm), 1680 nucleotides. Lineage: Eukaryota; Metazoa; Nematoda; Chromadorea; Rhabditida; Oxyuridae. The record is from the annotation of a GenBank genome assembly.
AUGACGCAUAAAAUUUGGUUGCUUUUAGCAUCAUUAGUACUUUUGCCAGCUGCCAUUUCCUUCAGAAUACUGUCAUAUUCUCCACAAUUCUCGCCAAGCCAUGUCAAGUUUAUUGGAAAUAUUGCUGACUUUUUGGUUCAAGCAGGUCACAAUGUGUAUGCUAGCGUGAUUUUUACGCCGCCAUCUAAGGAAGCUGCAAAAACUUUUGGAGACAGACAGUUUAGAAAGCUAAUGUGGGAUAAGAACUUUGGCUUCCUCGCUAUGCUACAGAAAGGAGAGUCUAUGAAGCAAGCAUUUACAACGACCUGCGAGAAAGUACUUUUACAGAAGAAAUUGUUAGAAACACUAAAAAACGAAAAGUUUGACUUACUUAUAACGGAACUAUUUGACGUUUGCGCUUUUGGUGCGUUAAGUAUAGUUGCAGUUAAUGAUCAACUAACCUCUCCGUCAAAAAAUAUUUCAAACUUUGAAUGUCAGAUAUCAAAUUUCAAUUAUAAUAAUAGACUAGUUGAAGUUCUUGAAAUUCCUGCCCAUAUUAUUACUUCUGCAUCAGCUCUGAUGGACAAUGUCGCAAGUUUCGUUGGCGUACCGCUUUUUUUCUCAUCCGCAGCAGCUUUUUAUACAACCUUUGAAUCCGCAAACACAACAGUGGCCCCAUUUGCGGAUCGGAUGACUUACAAAGAGCGAUUUAUAAAUUUUUUAAUGACACAAGGAUUUGUAUACUAUUUUGGCAGCGUUGUUUCUGCAGAAGAGAAACUUUUUAAAAAAUUUUACGGGCAGAACUUUCCCAGCCUUUAUGUACGGUUGCUUUUAUCAAAAUUUGACAUUAUAGCACAAAGUACCUUUGUCCUAACGAACGGUGAGCCAUUAAUUGAAUAUCCUCGACCAAUCACUCAAAAAGUUAUUGAAAUUGCUGGGUUAAGCCAUCCACAAGUGAAGCCACUUGAUGAGGUAUGGGAGAAAGUGUUGACAGCGAGAGACAGAGCGGUACUCGUGUCGUUUGGCACAAAUGUUGAAAGUUGCGAUAUGCCUCAAAAAGUUAAGAAAAUCUUUCUUGAUCUGUUUUCGUCUUUUCCGGAUGUUACUUUCAUCUGGAAAUAUGAAGCUGACGAUUUACCGCUUGACAAAUACAAAAACCUAGUUACUGCCAAGUGGUUGCCUCAAAACGACAUAUUAGGUCACAAAAAUCUGGUAGCUUUUGUCACCCAUGGCGGAAUAAACAGCAUUGUGGAAACGAUAAGUAUUGGAAAGCCUAUGGUUGUUGUUCCGAUAUUUGCCGACCAGUUUCGCAACGGGAAAAUGAUACAGCGUUACGGUACGGGGCUUGUUGUUUCCAAACAAGAAAUGCUUGACGAGGACCGUCUUUUUCAAGCUCUGAAAGAAAUACUCAGCAAUAACAGGUAUAGUAAGAAAGCUGAAAGGUUAGCUAAAAUGAUCAGGAAAAAACCGAUGUCCUCAAAGGAAUUACUAAUCAAACACGUUGAGUUCGCUGCUGAAUUUGGCCGUAUACCUUUGUGGGACCCUGUGGGUAGAACGAUGCCGUUCUAUCAGUUUUACCUUCUUGAUAUUAUAAUUCCGUUAAUUCUUGUUUUACUGUUGCUUUCUGUCGCAAUACUCUUCUGUCUUUAUAAGGUGACCAGGAAACUACUCUGUGCAGAGAAGAAAGUGAAAUCUGAGUAG